AUGACGAGGAGCAGCACCAGCAACUCGACUGGCCUCCGCCGUAUGAGACCGUCUUCGACCGGUUCCACCUCCGCAUCCACGAAGCUUGCCACUACCGCUACCGACCUUACCCCGCCUUCCUCCUCUCGCACUUUAGUACCCGCUGAUCAGUCUGGCGAGCAGGAUUAUGGAGCGUUGGGCGCACGCAGUAGUUAUGAAGGCGACGAGGUGGUCGGAGAGAGGGGGACGGUGCAGGGGACCAACGGCGCCGGCGGUUACGACCACGGCCACGGCCACGGCCACGCGGGGUAUGCAAAGAUGCCGCCGAUGGGUGUUGGAGGAGACGACAAGGACAAGUGGACGGCGCUGAGGGAAGCGCCAGCGAGAGCGGCGGGUAUUGCUUGUCCCCGAGGGGAGGGUGCUGUUCUUCUAGUUGUUUUCGUGGGGCUCACAGGAGACCGCAGCUUUGAGUCCUUUUUGCGCUUCGGAAAGGUGAGUCUUCAUUUGAAGGCUGGCUACGUGGUGGACUUGUGA
This is a messenger RNA of Colletotrichum godetiae, 513 nucleotides long. RefSeq lists its product as uncharacterized. The record is from RefSeq and is a predicted model, not a curated record. NCBI's taxonomy places the organism in Eukaryota, Fungi, Ascomycota, Sordariomycetes, Glomerellales, Glomerellaceae. The coding region runs from base 1 to 513 and encodes 170 amino acids. The transcript is spliced from 3 exons.